GUCAGUAAGCGAGCCCAGCCUUCACACAGUGUGUAUGAGGGGAAACCGAGCCAGACAGUGACGGACCUGACCCCCCGCUUAUCAGCUGCCUGUCACACCAGCACCGACCCGGAGCCGUCACGCCGCGCUGUGACACCUGGCUGGGAUGGAGGGAGAGAUGCAGCCCGCAGACGAAGGGCCCUGCGCCCCCAAAAUGUGCAGACAGCAGCGGGGUCCGUACAGCUCCCUGAAAACCUUCCAGAGCAGACGCUGGGCGGGCAGGACGCGCUUUGACAGGUCCAGUGUGGUGGAGGUGCCUCUGUUUGGCGACGGGCAUCACUUCACUUUUCAUCCCGAGCAGGCGCACCAUUUCCAGCCUCUCCAUCCCCAGCAGCACCAUCACCACCAGCAGCAGCAGCGUCUGCAGCAGCUCCACCAAAGCAGCGUUGCGAUCAGCAGUAGCCAGCAGCAUCACCAGACUCCCCAACAGCAGCAGCAGCAGCAUCGUUUACCAUGUGAGAGCAGGCCCAGCAGCAGGGUUCCGACAUCCACCUCAGCGCCGGGGGGCAGCGUGGCGACAGCAGAGUCUCCUGGCACCCUGGAGGGGCGCUCCAACGGCGGCAGAGCAGAGCCCAGGUUCUCCCCUGACUGCACCUAUGGGAUCAGCUCAGGUAUGUCUCAAAGUUGCAAAUAGUGGCACCUAGUUUGUUUUUGUUUGGAUCUUGAAUGUUUACUCCUUUUUCAUCCACAAGUCCUGAGAUUGUCUUGGUCUGUGUACACUGUGUGGAGCUCUGAUUCUACCUGUAAUGUGGUGUCUGGUAUUAGUGAGUGUGCCAGUUGAUGCACUCAUCCAAUAUAUUACUCAGUAUUUACAAAAAUGGACUUUUUUCAGGUCAAAACCACAUCACCAUAACAAUAACGCUCCUGCAUUAAAGUAGGAUAUAGUGAUAGCCAAAACAUUUGGUGUAUUUCUCCUGAUACUAUUUUUAUUUUUGUUUUGACGGGGAACUUGAAGCCACCCAACACCAAUGAUCUCAAGCGUCUUAUAUAUUUAAGAUCUGGUCGCAUAAAUACAUAAGAGAAUCGUCUCUAGAAAGACCACAAAUUUCAAUAAUAGUCUGCACAAUACAUCAUCAGUCUCAAGCAUCUCUUUUGUCUGCUCAUCAUCACCUGAUCUUCAUGUUUUCACUCCCUUUUCUUCCUCAUUUUCUCCCCGUCUGCAGUGAUUGAUUUGCUGCUGUAAUGAGAGCAGUCAUGAUUGAAUCUCUACUGUGCAUGUGCUAAAAAUUACAUUGGGUAAUUGUCUGACCAUGUGUGCAAGAGUGUGUGUGUGUGUGUGUGCUGUCUUGUGUUUGUGUGUGUGUGUGUGUGUAAGAAGGGCCCGCACAGUCUCCAGUUGAAACACAUUGUUCAUUUUUCCUCCUCAGCUGCGGUUCAUUAGAGGGCUGUUCAUGCUCAGGCAGAAAUGUGUUCCCAGUGUGGAGGGUGGGUCCAUGGGAACCAGCAUUAAGAUGAAAGCGGUGAACCUAAUCCUGAUGGUUACAAAAUUAAACAUCAGACAUCACAUCCUCUAAUCAGAUUGUAAUCUCUUUAUCACCGCUGGCAACAGAUGUUUAGAUUGCAGCUGGUCAUUGUUGCUUUAGAUACAAUCAAUCCCUGCACUGUAGCUCUAAAUCAAUCCUAUAGCAGCGUUUACAAAUAAAGGCAUACAGUGCUACAGGUUCAAUCUGAAAAUACUGGAUCUUUAAUGUGUGAAAGCAAGCUUAUUUUCUUGCACAAAUAUGGCUCAGGUUUUUAGUGAUGAUGGCCAUUGUUUGCAUGAUCUCCGGCUUAAUUUCACACAUCACAUACUUAUACAAAAUUACAAUAAAAGCGCCCAGAUCACACAAAAUGUGUCAUCCAAUCAUAGAUAAAAGUGCCAUACAUUAUUUCUGAUAAUGACACAUGAUCCAAGUGUCUUUAUCCGCACAAUAAGUGAAACUUAACGUCCCUCUUAUGCGCACAGAAAACUUGGUGUCCUCGUGAAGACAGACCCCGAGACUCAGCAAUCAGUUGAGCGCACAAUAACACAAAUUGCAUUGAGGAGCCUUUCCCAAAGAGUUGUGAUUAAAAUAAAUGGGGCUCAUAAAUUUGCCUCUGCAGAGCGUGUUGUUUUUAAUGAAAUUUUAUGAGGCUCUCAGACUGGUGAGAGGAGGGUGGGGGUGGAGGUGUGGUGGCGGUGGUGUUGUUGAAUGAGGGGGGUGCAGAAGGCGAAGGCGAAUGAUAUCAGAUACAUCUCGACGAGUAAACAGAGACAGCACGCAUAUUAAUAAAUGCGACACAUCUGCGCCAGGCUGAUAGACACGUCUGAGCGAGUGGCAACGCAGCAGUGGCCGCCUGGAACUCAUUUUGUCUGUGUGUAUAUUUGUGUGUGUAUACAUAUGCGUGUGUGUGUGUUUGUGAGGAUAGUGGACUCAUAAUCAUUACAUGGAGGUAUGUGUGAGAUCAUCUCAUUGAAACGUGCUCAGACUACCAGGGAAACUGUACACUGAGGCUGUUUUUGGACAAAAGCACUGUGCUGAUUUCCUCGUCUCGCUUGGGUCUGCGUACCGUAGAUAUACUGUCCCUUUACAGCUUAUUGACAUCUGAAUAAAUCAGCAUAAACAAGCAGCAUUUCAAUGAACUCACUUUAUGUUUUUGUAAUGCGAAGCUUGGCCACAAUAAGACGAGGUGAAAAACAAAGUUCAGCUCAGAAAUACUCAUGUUGUUUUCUCUUCAUACGCUACUUUCUAUAAAGUAAUACCUUUCUGAAGCAUCACACAAUGAAUACUUCAGUGCCUGCGAAGUUUGUCCAUAUUUAUGUGCCUUCUGCUUCACUAAAUUUCAAGUGCUGAUGAUUUAAAACUCAGUCUCUACUUUUAAGAUGAAGUGAAGUUUAAGUUUAUUGUUUACUUUCCUCCUUUUUGCCUCAUCUCUUCACAGCAGUUAGACAAAAUUGCUUCACUAAAGAAGACACUCUGAUAAAAACAACUCGAUAACAUUUGUUAAAUGCAGCUUUUACAGCAGUGUGAUGGGGUUGGCACUGUCAUUACACAGCCUCAAGUCUCCCGGUUUGUGUCUGGUAUGAACUAAGGGCCUCUCCGUGUUGAGUUUUCACGCUCAGCCUGGAUAUUUUAGUUCUUCUCCCACAGUCUGAAGACACACAUGCAGCUGAAAAUCCUCUCCUAAACAUCUCCUCUCCAGUCCAGUCUCAUACUCAUGCUGCUUGUGAGUCAAAAACAACAACAACAACAAAAAAAGUUAACACACUGAAAAAGGAAUCAUAACAGGAAGUCUUUUAUCCUUAAUUAAUGACAUCACCUCAAGCUCCCUAAAAGUAGACUGUGGCUUCCUCUUAUCAGUGUUAUAUAACAGCUAUUUGAGAAUGGUAUUAGGUUCAAAUGAGGGCUCUUGUUCCUGUAAACGGUUUCCUGUUUCUGUGUAUGUAUCAGCAGCUUAUGAAGCAAACUGUAUGGCUAAUAAGAACUGGGGUCAGAACUUGAGCAGGAGACUAGAAGUGAGAGUCAGGAGUGACUUGCAGGAGUCUCAGGAUGGAGUUUGCUUCAGGCCUCCAGCUUUCUCUGUAGUGUUGUGUCGUUCACGAACGAUUCAUUCAAAAGAGCCAAAUCUUUUAAGUGAAUGUACUGAACCGAAUCACUUCCACAAGUGGAUAUUUCGUUUCUGACUUCAGUUGUGCUGUAGUGAGAAACAGCAUUGCCAGGCCAGCAGCUGGCGAAUGAGGGACCACAUACACCGACGCCGGAAUCACUUGGUAAACGAAUCACGCACUGAACUAGACUCUCUGGAAUCAUUUUUGUCUGACAAAACUACCUUUUUUUUUGUUUUCACUGCUAAAUUGUCACCACAACAACUUGCAUACAAUAGGACACAGCAUGUAACAAGUAGUGCAUAAAACCUGCAGCAUCCUAUCAUUGCAGUUGUUUGCGAGGGAGUAGUGCAUGUUCAGUGUGAAUUCUUCUUAACUUUCAGUGAGCAGACCUGAUAAAUAGCAUACCAUAGGACAGUACACUUAAAACAUCAUGACUUAUAAACAAGUUCAUUUUUACAACCUGUUUGCCAAAGAAACACAGCCAAACACUCCCAUCUCCCGGUCCCAGAAACUUUGAAUUGAACUGAAUCCUGAACCGUUCAGCUGUGUAUCACUUCAGGAGGUCGGAGUCAUGGGCUCCUCCUCAAGCGCUGAAUGAUUGGGUGAUUCGGUGAACGAAUCUUUUGAACGAACCUUUUUAGUGAACUCAUUCUUGUGAUUCAGUACAUCUUAAAGAACUGCCAUGCCCAUCACUAUCUCUCUGCACAUGCUAUGUACCACCUAACCUAUGGGUCACACUGGUAUCUCACAAGUUAGGUAUUGGUGCUAAUAGAAGGGUAGAUGGUUCCCAAUGAGCCUCGAGGCUCACAAGUACCUUCAAACAGACUCCAGUGAUUCUGCAACAAAGACCCAAAGUCUGUUUUUCUGGUGACUUGUUGGUCUUUGUCCUCCUCACCAUCUUUUCUCUCUGCUACAGAGAAUCGUCUCAUCUUGGAUGCCUUCGCCCAGCAGUGCAGUCGAGUCCUCAACCUCCUCAACAAUGGCCGUCUCCUGGAGCCGCCCUCCCUCAACUCUAACAUAAAGCUAGAGAACGGUCCAGGGGAGAUCCAGGGACUUCACUGCUCUAAACCUGAGGAGAGCUCCUCCACCACAGACCCGGAGGACGAGGCCCAACAAAGCCAUCUGAACCAACACCAGACCUCCGCUGUUCUCCGCAUCUUCACAGACUCCCUACAGAACUAUCUGCUGACGGGGCCUCCGCCAAAUCAGCAGCAACACCUGACUGUGAAUCUGGAGGAGGAGCAGUGUCCGUCAGCAGAGCCCGGGUCAGGGGUGUCCCCUCAGAGACACAACCUCGGGGGCUGGGGCUCGCCGACUCCGUCAGAGUCGUAUGGCCAUCCGUCUUCUACACUGCCAGAGGAGGAAGAGGAGGAGGAGAACUGCUGUCCACGCUGCCUGGAGCUGGAGCAGGAGGUGUUGUCUCUGCAGCAGGAGAACGAGGAGCUGCGCAACAAGCUGGAGAAUUUUCCAGGUAAAGCGGUUAGAAACACACUGAAGAUACAAGUUUAUGUUUCUGACUAAAGGUUUACAUUUUGUGCUGAGACAGAUGAGUGAAAGCAAACUUUAGUCUCAUCUUUACAUCUCUGGAAAACUCGCGAUGGGAGGAACACCAGUAGUCCUCAAAGUCCUAAUGUGAUGUUGAAUUAAAACUGGCGCUAAAUCGUUAUAUCCAGUUUCUGCUAUGUGAGGACUUUAUUCUUUUCUGUCACUAAUGACGGCAUGUUGGGUAUUUAGGGUUUUCAUACUGUCAGUUGGGCAAAAACCAAUUUCCUCACCUCGCUUUUGGCUUCAAAAACUGUGGCAAAUAGAGAUCUCUUCAUAGUUUCCACACGAUUCAUAGUUUAAUUAUAAAAAUUAUCACAUUUAUCAUCCGUUGCAACAAUUAUGUGUUUCAGCUCUAGUCUCUGCUGUUUUUAUUUUCACCCUUCCCAUCACUGAGAGUGCCAGUACCAGCAGUGGCACAGGAGGUACUCAGAUCUUUUAUUUAGUUGCGUCUAUUUAUACCCCACUGUAGAGGCUCUGUUAAAUAUAAAAGUCCUGCAUUCAAGGUGUUAGAGGAAGUGCAAAUGCCCAAAAAGGAGAUGAGCUUAUCCAAAUACUUCACUGUGGAUAGUUUAAUCCAGGGCUUUACAGUUAUGUACUUAAGUUGCAAAAACGAGAGCUGAGUUUCGACAUACUCGAGGCUUAAAUCUUUGAGGGCUUGACUUGAGAACAAAGAACUAAAAGUAUUUAAUGAACCACAGUAAUUAAAAUUCACAGUAUUGUGCUUAACUCUGUCUUUUCCGACUCAGUCAAACUGUUAUGAAUUAUAAAUAAGUGAACCAGGAUGAGUGCAGAGUCUCUGUUGCAUACAAGACACUUUCAGCCACAGCUGCUCCUGCGUGCCAUCGGUUUCACAAGAAGGACUUGUUUGUGUAUCUAGACUUAAAGGGAUAUUCCGGCGUAAAAUUAAUUUAGGGUCAAACACACCGUAACACUGAGUUAGACACCCCCUCGAGAGAUGAAUGUUGCAGACCGCUUGCUUCUCUAGUUAAACCAACUUUAGUAACGACCACACGAUAGCAAUACACAGCGGUCUGAGGAGCCAUAAACAAACCUCAACCAAAACGCCACUCUAUAGCCACAAAUAAUGCUCAGAACAGCACCUAACUUCAUCAACAGCACAUAUAGGGUCCCAGCCAUAGAACUCGCCACCAAACAUCUUUUUAACUUUGCCUGAUUUCUUUAGCAAAGAGACUAAACACAACUCACCUACUCUCUUCCAACAGCCGCUUGUUUGUAGUGAGACCUUGGGCCAGUCCGUUACAGACUGCUGCGGGGCGACGCAGCUCAAGGAAGAACAUUUAUGAUCAUUUUUUCGUGAAAAUGCAAUCAGACCGAGACGCUAAGGCAGAAGAACUACAGCGUCUGUUGUGCAAAAUGAUUAAUAUGAUGAUUAUUAUUUCAAGAAAAUGAUAGAGUAAUGACCGGAAUAUCCCUUUAAAAGAGCCGAGAGUUGUGAUUAAAAAUGACUGUUUAUAUUUUAUAGACUGAAAUCUUAUUGAUUGAAUUGACUGUUGAUGUUUUAGUCCCCAGACCUCAGUCAGGGAGUCGUACAACAUCUCCAGACUUUUGAAACUGUUGGCAAAUUUUAAAACUUCACUCGGUGCUGACACAUGUGUGAGUAAGCAAUGAGAAAAUGACAAAUGUUGCCCUGUAUGUAGUGAUGACUCUGCAGAUCCAAGCGAACUCGCGACUAUGAAGUCAUUUCAGCCUUGACAGGUUGAUAGUUGAAAUUUAUCGGCUCGAAUAUACAUGAGCAGUACAUGGAGUUUUGGAGGAGAGAGAGGCAGCAGAGAGGCUGCAAAAUGUGCAAUGAUGUCUUUACUUAACUCUGCACUUUAAUUGACACUGUGCCUAUGCAUGCAACAUUACUAACCCUACUCAUUAAUGUUGUUUUAAUCAGUUACACAAGGUUAGUUUUGAUUCAUCAGUUCCAAAGAGCCACAAACCGACUAAAUCUAAAGUAUAAGACAGUUUUGGGUAAAGGUCUCAUUAGCAUCUAUUUUUGUUAACCUUUUGCUUUCCCCCAAGCACUCAGAGCUCCCUGGUGUCACUUCAACCUAAUUUGCACCAAAGACAAUCAUUUUAUCUGCAUGCUCAAUGUACUUAGCAGUGUCCCAGUUUGAAAUGAUAAGACAUUAGCAUCAAAAUGAUCUUUUAAGGGGAAAUCAAAUACUGCAAGACCAUUAUUGUUUAAUGACUCACCAGACAGAUUGUCUCUUUGCUUGUGGGUGUUUUUCUACAGCGUAUUAUUAGUCAUGUUUUCUUGUAUUUUCCUGCAGUUCCUUGUCAAAAUGUCCUCGAUUACUUCAAGACUGUUCUCGAGUUUCACAACCAGCUGGUUCAGCCGAUGCAGGAGGAGCAGCUCACUGAGGUGAGGAAGCGUACAUUAUCCGCAGUAUUUUUAAAGACGUGCUAUUAGAGGCAUAUGUUAAGGUAUUAAAAGUACUCCAUAUCUGCUCUGUGUUAAUAACUUCUUGUUUGUGUUAAUUUGGAAAUUAAUUGGUGUGAAAAUGUGAUGCUAAAGAAUCUUUGUCUUUACAGGAAGAAGAGCGACAGACUGUUUUUGAGGUUGGUGUUUUUAUAAAAAAGGGGUCAUCAAGUAAAACUCUUUUAAAGGAAAUGUAAACUUUAAGACAUUAUUUGUUCACUCUCUCGUCUCUACAGGGCAGCAAACAGCUCCUCGAGAAUUACCCCCUCUUCAUCACAAACAAGCAGUGGGAUGAAGCCGUAAACUCCUCCAAGAAAGAUGGCAGACGACUGUUGCGAUACCUGAUUCGUUACGUCUUCACCACAGACGAGCUGAAGUUCUCCUGCGGUUUGGGCAAAAGGAAGCGCUCGGUCCACUCUGGAGAUCCAGGCCUGGAGAGACGACCGCUCAACCCCGUCAAAGUCAGCUGCCUCAGAGGUACACGGUCUGAAAGAGUUUGUGGAGAAGAAGAGACAUUCGGUUGACUGAGUGAAAAUUUUUAGAUCUCUUAGAGUAAAUAGAGAAUCAAGAAAAACAUCCUAAUCAUCAUUAUAUGUUGUUGGAAUGAGUCAUUACUAUGCUUAUUAUUGAGUUUAAGAAUAAUAUAGUUUAUGUAAUAAUAUGUGUUCUUGUCCAUUCAUAAGCCCUUUAAAGGUGAAAGCUUUCUUUUUAUAGGUGAAGCUCAAUUUGCGUACUCUGCUACCAACUUGGUAUUCUUGGUAUGAACUUAAAACUGCUGACUUUUUUGCCCACUUGAGGGCAGUGUAAACAAAUUAGACUCAAGCAUCAACUUUGGUUUCAAAAAUGAAGCCAAAAUUAAUGCAAAGAAAGUGGAAACUCCUCAAGUGGAAACUGCAGUUUCUCAAGUGUCUACUCAAGUCUGGCUGUGAAAACCAAGGAAACCCCUUUAGAUUUGAAAGCAGGGUGAAACAUGUUUACCACACGGCUUGGUCCAAAAACAUUUUAAGAGGGUAAACGCUGUGCAGGGAUCUUUCUGAGUUUGGAUCCACCCAGAAACAGGCAAAGAGAAGGACCUACGUUCUCUCGCCUUGCGGUCUCAUAUAAGGAGGUUAUGUGGAGCCAGCGUUUCCCACAUGUCAGUCAUUUUUGUUUUGUUUUAGGUUGUGGAUUAUUUCCCUCACAGCAGAUAAUCAAGUUUUCUGCUUCUGAAUCUGACUUCUGGCAAAAUCGGAUGCAGAGAGAGUUUAUGGUGUACUGGCAAAACCUGGGAUAUUCUCAGAGUUGAUCCUCUGCAGGAGGAACUAAAUGUCAAGAUCAGGGCCUCUUCUUGUUUGACUGAAGGGAUUGUACCUUCGGUUUAUUUUCACACCCAACCUAUUCCAGACCCCCAAAAUUUCCCUUUCUUAAUUGUUGGUGCAUAAUUUUUCAUAACAUCAUCUUCCUUUGCUGACUCUGAAAUCAGCGAAAAUCCCCUCUCAUACCCGUUUCCAUGGUAAUAUUCUAGUUCUCAAGGUGAGCCUCUGGCAGUUGAACCAUGACACAGUUAACUUAAAACCUGCAUGUCAGCAAGUUUCCUCAACUGCAAUUAGAAAAAAAAUCAGCAAGUCAGCAGUUUUCACUGCAGGUCAUGAUGUUAGGCGCAGAUUGUUAUUGUUGCACAUAAUUACAAACACAAAAUACAUGUGGCUGCCUGUUUUUUUUAACAGUGAAAUUGGCGACGUCGAUGUCAAUGGUCUCAUUUGCUUUUGCACAUCAGAGAGACACAUCACUGUUCUUUUCAGCCUGUCUCAUAACCAAUCAAAAAGGAGCUUUUUAUCAGGUUAUCGUUUACACAAGUUCAAAUGGACACAUUACUUCUUACUCAAGUUUUUACACCCAACAGAUGAAUUUAGUUUAGAUUAAUACAUUUUUUUAAGGUUAUUUUAACAGUAUGGGCUGCUAAUUCUUGUGAAUCAGCACAGGUGACCCUUUUACACUGUCUAAUCUCCAUUUCAUACAUUUUUCUUACUUAGAAAAUGAAUAAAAACUGUCAUUUAAAGGGUAAAUCAGUGACAUCGCCACUGGAAAAUAAGAAUAACUUUAUUGAUCUCCAAAGGGAAAUUCAAUUGUCUGUCGUCUCAUUUGUCAUGUCUAAAAAGUCAUCUACUAUUUACAGAAAAAUUAUAAAGUCUGAUGGCUGUGGGUACAAAAGAUCUGCUGAACCUUUCUGUCCUGCAGCGAAGAGAGAGGAGUCGUCCACCACCAUUGGCCAUUUGGUCCUCUAAGUUGUUAUGACGUGGAUGAUCCAUGAUCCAUGAUGAUGAUCCAUCCAUCCAAAAAUAUAAGUUGUUCUAAAAUACUAAGUAAUAUAUGUUACAAAUCUUCUUUCCAGAGUUUAUCCGGAUGCACUGUGCCUCAAACCCAGACUGGUGGAUGCCGUCAGAGGAGCAGAUCAACAAAGUUUUCAGUGACGCUGUGGGUCACGCUCGUCAGGGCCGAGCGGUUGGCACGUUCCUGUGCAGCAGCGGCAGCAGCACCAGCAGCCUCUACAUGGAUGGCUUCGAUGGACAUCUGUCACAGGACGAAAUGUAUUUAAAAGGCUGCCCGAACGGUCAGUCAGACUGAAGUUUAGGAGAAAUAAAAAGACAGAAGCCUGAAAUGUAGCCGUACAACAACAUAUCCUAAAAUACUGACCUUAUCCUGUUACUUUACACAGUGAAGAAAACAUUCCAGGCAUCUAUCAGACACAGAAAAUACACUUCUCUGGAGCAAUUCCUGUUUGUUUGUAGCUUUUUCCUAUUUUUACACUUUUGAUUCUGUUUAAUCUAAAUAUGACCCUAUAAUGAGGAUUUAUACACAACAUCUUAGUCUUCCAUUUUCUACUUCUGCUCCGGUUUCAUAUUUUGAGCGUUUAUGUCAUAAUCAAGGGAGUAGUUUGGAUUGUCUUGAGGGAUGGAGUCCCAGUGAUCUUUGCUUUACUGUUUACACACACAUACCCAUUAAUCAUAACCUAUUUACUUUAAUGGUAGACUCAUUUUUAUCAUCACCGACUCCAUCCCAGAAGUAGCUUUUCAGUGAAAUUCUGUAUCAAUGGCAAAGCGCCUUUACUUGCAAACUUCCUGUAGGAGUGCCUCAGAGAAAGUCAUGAUUUGUUACCUGUUGUCUUGCACCUUAUCUUUUUUAAUUUGGAUCGACAUAAUGUGUCAUCUUUUAUAUCAAAACUAGAAAAGCUUUCACACCAGAAGGUUUUUCCACAGUGUGCUCUGAUACAGCUUCAUAUUGGCUAAAUGAAGUUUUGGUGAAAGCUCAUUAUCACGACCACAAAAAGGGUUCUUAUCACUUAAAGGGAUAGUCCGGCGUAAAAUUAAUUGGGGGUCAAUCAUACCGCAACACCAAGUUAGUCAGUAACUCAAGAGAUGAAUGUUGCCGACCGCUUGCUUCUCUAGUUAUACCAACUUUAGUAACGACCACACGACAGCAAUAUACAGCGGUCUGAGGAGCCAUAAACAAACCUCAACCAAAACGCCACUCUAUAGCCACAAAUAAUGCUCAGAACAGCACCUAACUUCAUCAACAGUACAUAUAGGGUCCUAGCCAUAGUACACGCCACCAAACAUCUUUUUAACUUUGCCUAAUUUCUUUAGCAAAGAGACUAAACAAACCUCACCUACUCUCUUCCAGCAGCCGCUAGUUUGUAGCAAGACCUCAGGCCAGUCCAUUAUGGACUACAGUGGGGUGACGCAGCUCAAGAAAGAACAUUUAUGAUCAUUACUUUAUCAUUUCUUUGGAGUAAUAAUCACCAUAUUAAUCACUUUACACUGCAGACGCAGUAGUUCUUCUGCCCUGUGGCUGGGACCCUAUAUGUACUGUUGAUGAAGUUAGGUGCUGUUCCGAGCAUUAUUUGUGGCUAUAGAGUGGCGUUUUGGUUGAGGUUCGUUUAUGGUUUCUCAGACUGCUGUAUAUUGCUAUCAUGCCGUCGUUACAGAAGUUAUUUUAACUAGAGAAGCAAGCGGUCAGCAGCACUCAUCUCUCCAGGGGGUGUCUAACUCUGUGUUACGGUGUGUUUGACUAUCCCUUUAAGGGCACAUUUGCAAAUCACAUCCGAUUAAAGGCCAAAUUCUGCACUUUAUUUGCUCUGUGGAGGGUUGUUUCUUUCAUCCUGACACUAAAAGUCUUGUGUGAAUUUAACAGCAAGAUAAAUAUACUGAAUUUAACAUUCCAUUUUUUCACACAGGACUUUUGGAGUUAGGAUGGAUGUCUCUUUGUUAAGGCAGCUGCCAUAUGAUAAUGCCUUACACUGGAUUCAAGGCGUCCACAGGUUCAAGCGUUGAUGCUUUGUGUUUUUUCAGUCCUGUUAUCAAGCUGCUGGCUGUGACUGUCUCAAACCUACGAAUCUGAAUUCUUUUUUUUUUAAAGACAGAUUAUUUCACUUUAAAAAGACGGCGUUGACCCAAGUGGAAGAAAUUGAGCACUUACUUUUCCUAAAGCUCUUAUUUGCACUUUUUCAUGUCUCACUGUGGCUCAAACUGUCCUGCAGCGAGAGCAGAACAGAUUUCUUUCUUUACUUUACGUCUUCAUACUGUUUUCCAUGUUUGAAUGUACCAGAUCUCCUCAGUCAGUUUGCCACGGUGACAGUGCUGUGUAAAUGUGUAAUAUAAAGUACAGUAUAGUGUGAGCUGUUCUUGAAAUACCAUGUCUCUUUCUCUCUUUAAAAGCCAAGUAGAAAAGUGCCGCAGAAACCUUAAACAGUCGGAUUCUGUCGUUGUGUUGCUGUUCUGAAUGUGAGCGUUUAUUUGUAUUUACUCCUCCACCCUCAAAGUGGCUGUUAUCAACAUCAACACUGUGAAACAUGGUUAGGAUUUCUACAAAUCUAAGAGCUUCUGUUGUUUUUAUUUAUAAUUAAAAGAAGCACUCAAGCUGGAA
Messenger RNA from Xyrichtys novacula (pearly razorfish), 12482 nucleotides. Lineage: Eukaryota; Metazoa; Chordata; Actinopteri; Labriformes; Labridae. The record is from the annotation of a GenBank genome assembly.